AUGGCUCUUACUUCCCUCACCGCGUUCGUCCCACCACUGUUACUUCCCUACAUCUCACCGUUCGCCACCUUCCUACCGCGCCUUCUCAAUUGGUUUUCCAGGGCCCUAUCUCUGCCUUUGGCCUCGAGGCGUGACCGAGUGUUUGCCUGUAGCAUCUUGACGUCGACUGGGAUCACACAAGAGAACCUCGAGGAUCCUUGGCAGGCGACUAAUUUCGUGGCGAUAAAAUCGCUUCUUAACUGUGCAGAAGACCAGAGCUUUUGGUUAUGUGGUACGGAUAUUCGAUCUGGACCAGGUUUGCUUCUUGGCGAUUCUGGGUGUGACCGUUUAGUCUUUGAUCCUCCCCCUUUUGAGGAGAUCUUCGAUACAUCAGGCCCAGAUGCCUACCUCAAACUCAACAAGUUCAAAUCAGCCUAUAUUCGGCGGGUCAUAGAGACCGCCUCUCGACUCGACUCUGGUGAUAUCCUCUGCCUCAUCAUUUGUGGACACGGGUUAACCAACGGAAGGGUGUCGGUGGGUGAUGCUGAAGCGAGGACAUCGUUAGUCAAAUCCAAUCUCGAGGACGCCGUACAAUCCUGCAAAGCGAAGGUUCACUUCUUCAUCACUGCUCGCUACGGAGGCAGUUGGACAAGCUCACAUUGGGACUUAAAUCAUUUGGAUAAUUUUACACCUGCCCACUCCGAUUUAGAUAUCACUUUUUGCGGUGAAUGGGCUGGCAACUCGUUUCUCAAACACCAGACUCCGCCGCGAAUCGGCUAA
Messenger RNA from Laccaria bicolor S238N-H82, 759 nucleotides. RefSeq lists its product as uncharacterized. NCBI's taxonomy places the organism in Eukaryota, Fungi, Basidiomycota, Agaricomycetes, Agaricales, Hydnangiaceae. The record is from RefSeq and is a predicted model, not a curated record. The transcript is spliced from 4 exons. The coding region runs from base 1 to 759 and encodes 252 amino acids.